UCCGAUACCGUCGUCUGCUUGUCUGAAGUAAAGUUUGGGCUUUUCGGUGCACGUGGUCGACUAAAUACGCCAUACGAUCGAGCGUAUGUUCUUUUGAUCUGUUUAAUUGAAAUAGCAUAUAACAAGCAUACAAAAUGGGAGCCCGUAUGAAGAAAAAGUACGAAGCAGGUGAAGCUACCAAAUACAUAACAAGAGCUCAAGCCUUGAAAAAGCUGCAGCUAAACUUGAAAGACUUUCGACGCCUUUGCAUCUUGAAGGGUGUUUACCCACGUGAGCCCAACAACAGAAAGAAAGCCCAGAAGGGAAAACUUGACAAGAAGACCCUGUACUAUGUGAAAGACAUCAGAUUUUUGAGCCACGAACCUCUGAUAUGGAAGUUCAGGGACUUCAAAAUCUUCAUGAGGAAGAUGAAGACUGCGAUGGAGAAGGGUGAUAAAGAAACUGUAGCAAGGCUGAAAGAUAACAAGCCUAGCAUGAAGUUAGACCAUUUGGUAAAAGAAAGAUACCCUACAUUUCUUGAUGCACUCAAUGAUCUGGAUGAUUGCUUGACCCUCUGUUUUUUCUAUUCGACUUUACCGCGAGACACCAAAGUUCCGGCGAAUCUGAUUUCACUUUGUCGCAGGCUCACCGUUGAGUUUUUACAUUAUGUGAUUGCUGCCAAAGCUUUGCGCAAAGUCUUUAUUUCAGUAAAAGGCAUUUACUACCAAGUAGAGAUUAAAGGACAGCCUGUGACAAUUCUUAUUAACCAUCUAAGAGGGUUCAAGCCCACAACAGCAUCGGAUGUUGAUUAUAGGAUCAUGACAAAUUUCGUCGAUUUUUAUACUUCAAUGCUUGGAUUCAUAAACUUCCGACUCUACCACUCCAUUAAUCUUCAGUAUCCGCCGAAACUUCCGGGAAUUAAUAUUAACGAAAAUGCCGCGGAUGAAGAUGCUACUGAAGAGUACAACGAACUGGUAGCAGCUUUGAAUACGAGUCUUGUUGCAAACGUACCCGAAGCAGAGGAAGAACUUCAAAUAGACGAAUUUCCAUCGGCUGAUGGACAGGAUAAACUUGAUGAAGCAAAGCGUGAGGCGGAAGCAAUUGAGCGACUGAAAUCUCUUUUCAAAGGUUUAAAGUUUUUCAUUAGUCGUGAAGUUCCACGUGAAUCGGUUGUUUUCGUGAUCCGAGCGUGCGAUGGUGAAGCUUCGUGGGAUUCCUCCAUAUUUGCGGGCGCCACAUAUGAUGAGACUGAUGAAAGCAUUACACAUCAAAUUAUCGACAGACCUUCCGUCGAAAAACAAUAUCUUUCUCGUUAUUACAUCCAACCCCAAUGGUUGUUUGACUGCAUCAACUUCCGUCGAUUACUUCCGGUGGAAGACUAUUUCAUUGGUGCUAAUCUGCCACCGCAUAUCUCGCCCUUUGUUACUGAGCGUCUUGGUGACUACAUUCCUCCUGAGCGACAGGUACUCCUGGCUCUUGAGCGCGGCGAAACCCUUCCAGCUGAAGAGGAAGAAGAAGAAGAGGAGGAGAGUGAGGAUGAUAGCAGUGAAGAAGAAGAAGAUAGCAAACCGAAAAAGAAUGAUACCACAAAGUCUCAAGUCGUUAAGGAGAAAAAAGGCAUGAAGGUAAUGAGAGGUCGCGUUGAAAUGCCCGACGUCAAGGGUAUGGACGAAGAGGAAAAAGAACACUACAAAUUCCGUGAACUUAUGAUUCGCAACAAAGACAAACGAUUGUAUCGCUCCAUGAUGAAGAAUCGUAAGAGCCGUGAACGCGAAGCUAAGCGUUUGGAAAACAAACGCAAGUUCCACGAAAAGGAAGAAAAGGCAUUGAAGAAAAGUACGUCUACUGGGAAAGAACUGACCGCGAAAUGGUCCAUUCAACCCCUAUCGUCCACGACCUCAGACACGCAAAUCAAGAAAAUAAAGAAGGAUGCGUAAGUUGUCGUAUUCUUCUCCCUUUUUUUGUCUUAAUACACGCUAUUGUGGAAACAAUC
Daphnia pulicaria is the source of this 1972-nucleotide messenger RNA. RefSeq names its product pescadillo homolog. The transcript has 9 exons. Lineage: Eukaryota; Metazoa; Arthropoda; Branchiopoda; Diplostraca; Daphniidae. Gene Ontology annotation, biological process: ribosome biogenesis; maturation of LSU-rRNA from tricistronic rRNA transcript (SSU-rRNA, 5.8S rRNA, LSU-rRNA). The record is from RefSeq and is a predicted model, not a curated record. Gene Ontology annotation, molecular function: RNA binding. The coding region runs from base 135 to 1916 and encodes 593 amino acids. Gene Ontology annotation, cellular component: nucleolus; PeBoW complex.